AUGCGCGGCAGAUACGAGGUCGCAGACUUGAUCAAGCUGAGUAAAUCUCCAUUAGUAGAGGCACCGGCGUCUCUACCACCCAAAGAAGAAUGGAUGGGUCUAGUAGAAUCAAAAUCACGACUACCAGCAACCAGAGGAAAAACAGAUGAUGCAUUCGGUCAAACAGAAGGCUUUCAAAAACGACCUACCCUCUUCGAAUCCCGAAGGUCUACAACAGAUCCCGAACGCAUUCAUUUAGGUCCUCCUCGAAACUCUUUCGCUUCUUCCAACCUUAGAGCACGAAACGGCACACACGAAAGAACCAAGACCAAUGACGAAGAAGAUGAAUCAGUGAAUGACAGAAGAACAGGUGCGUCAAACGGCACGAAUGGUAGAAGUUAUACGCGAAAUCACACCGAAUACAAUGCUUCCGAUCGUCCGAGACGUCGUUUUGAUGAAGACGAAGAGGAAAGCCGUUCUAGGAGAGAUCCAGACCGCCCAAGAUGGGGUGGCAGGGAUACCCAAUCUGACACUCCCUGGAGUAGACGCGAGAAGCGAGGCGAUGCUGAAGACGAUGAGCGGAAAGACAGUCCUGCAUGGAGACGUGGGCCCAGAGACAGAGAUAAUGAGCGAACUGACAAAGACCCAGAAUGGGUCGACCCAAUCGAAGCAUCAGGGCCAUCUAAAGGACAUACACACGAGGAAUUUAUGCAAUGGAUGGCUAAAAUGAAAAACAAAAAAUCUGAAGAUGAGCCUGCCACGCCUGCCGCAGUCACUGCGACAGAAGUUUCAGACACACCCUCGCAACCCCAUCCGAGAGUCGUCUCAGAAUCAUCCGUUGCUGCUGAUAAGUUCUUCGCCAAGUUCGAGGAUAAGAAACCAUCUACCGAUAUGCCAAUCUUUGCUGCACGCCCAGUUAAAUCCAGGUUUGCAUCCAUUUUUGGCUCGAAAGACGAGUCCAAGCCUGACGUUUCGACUCCCGACCCAGCAGCCACAACUCCGUCGCCCGUCGUUCAAGCUCUACAACCACCUGUUGAGCUUGAACAGCCUCCACCUAACCCGGACAACCAGAAGAAGGCCAAAGAGAAGGUUGCAUUCGAUAACUUGCUAGCGAUGUUAAAGCAGAACCAAACCCAGAUUGCCCAAGGUACAUCAGCUCAGCCAAGCAAGAGUCCGUUUAGUAUCGCCGAACUGUCGGCAUCAAUGUCUCCCAGUAUCGAGGCUGCCACUUCGCACAAGUUGAACAACAAGACACCGGUUCAGUCGCAUACCCCCAACCUAAGUCUAGAUAGACUCAUUGAAUCUCGAUCACCAGCACAUCCUACCUACCAGAACCAGUCUGUCCAGCAGAAGCCAGGAGCACAAGACCUUCUUGACCUUCUCAAGCGAAGUAGCUUUCAAGAGCAGCCACAGCCCUUACAACAGCUUGGCUACCACCCUUAUCACGAACAAAGAAUGCCGCCGCCACCACCAGGUCUGGGUCCACCACUAAUCAGUACGCGUAGAGAUGUUCCUCGGCCCUUCUUCGAAGAUCCAACCUUUACUGCUUACCAUAACGAACGUGAGUAUCAACCGCGAAAUUCUCCACCAGGAAACAAUGUGCCAGGAGGUCUUGGAGGACUUUUCGCCGCCAUCAACAACAAGAAUUAUGCCCCGAAUGCUCAAGAAGAGCAAAGAUCUCACCCAGGUCCUCCUCCAGGUCUACAACGACCACCAGGGUUCGAGAACCCAACAAGACCACCACCUGGAUCGGGCUGGCCUACUAACCUUCCACAACGUCAAUCUGCGCAUCAGUACAACAUUGACAUUCCACCACCAUAUGAACAGGCCCGAAGUAUUUACUCACAGGCACCGCAACAGCAGCCUAUUCCUCAAAAUCCGCAGCGCAAACCCACAGGCGGUGCGCCCAUGAUGCCUGGAUAUUCCAAUGUACCUCCAGGCUUCCAACCUUCUUCUACGUAUGCACCACCUACCUCACCAGAGUCCGGUAUACAGUAUGCCAUAAGAGAUGGGAAUGGCAUCAGUGAAAGAGACAGACAGCCGCAGCAACAAAAUCCAUUCCUAGCGAGAAUGGGCAUGGGAGGUCAAGCAAGAGAUAGGGGAGUACCACUACCACCUGGUUUCAGAUAG
Messenger RNA from Lithohypha guttulata, 2109 nucleotides. RefSeq lists its product as uncharacterized. NCBI's taxonomy places the organism in Eukaryota, Fungi, Ascomycota, Eurotiomycetes, Chaetothyriales, Trichomeriaceae. Bases 1 to 2109 code for a protein of 702 amino acids. The record is from RefSeq and is a predicted model, not a curated record. The transcript has 3 exons.